This is a messenger RNA of Astyanax mexicanus (Mexican tetra), 9051 nucleotides long. RefSeq names its product ring finger and CCCH-type domains 1b (gene rc3h1b). Gene Ontology annotation, molecular function: metal ion binding. The coding region runs from base 472 to 3846 and encodes 1124 amino acids. Lineage: Eukaryota; Metazoa; Chordata; Actinopteri; Characiformes; Acestrorhamphidae. The record is from RefSeq and is a predicted model, not a curated record. The transcript has 19 exons.
GCUGCUGGCGCUCCGAGCUGCCGCUGCUGGUGUGGCCCUGUUGGUGGAGGAUGAUACUGCCAGUUUUGGUGUUUUGUGUGUGUAUGAGUGUGUGAGUGAGUGUGUGUGAAAGAGAGAGAGAGAGAGGGAGGUGUAGAGGGAGAGACUGAAACUCCCAAAGAACUUCUAGCUACACGGCAACCUGCUACACGGUCGACGAUGACGACCGACGAAACGACGGGAUGUUUUCUAAACAGAAGAUGAAGACACUGAAUAGCCAUUCUAGGAUGAGUUUCAGGUUUCACACUAUGUGAUGAGCACCCGGGACGUGUGAAAUUAUUUAAGAACUCCUGUGUUCAGAAGAUUUUUUGAUUCCAGUGGAAUCUUCCAGUUUUUUCCCCCCCUUUUUGUUUAUUGAAACACCCCCCACACACACCCCUCCUACUUUUAAGGAACCUUAGCUCGUUUUACAUGUAGACCACACUAGCUACGAUGCCUGUACAAGCUCCACAAUGGACAGAGUUCUUGCUUUGUCCGAUAUGCACCCAGACGUUCGAGGAGACUGUGCGCCGGCCCAUCAGUCUGGGGUGCGGCCACACCGUCUGCAAAAUGUGCCUAAACAAGCUGCACCGCAAGGCCUGUCCCUUCGACCAGACGGCCAUCAACACCGACAUCGAGCAUCUGCCCGUCAACUCGGCACUCCUGCAGCUGGUCGGUGGUCAGUUGCCCAAACUGCAGCCUGUGGCACUGAUUACUAGUCCAGAGGACACCAAGCAUUAUGAUGAAGCCCGACAGUGUGUGGAGGAGCUGGCCCUUUACCUUAAACCCCUCAGCAGUGCAAGAGGAGUGGGGCUGAGUAAUGCAGCACAGAGCAUGCUCAGUCGGCCCAUGCAGAGGAAGCUGGUGACUCUUGUGCACUGUCAGCUGGUGGAGGAGGAAGGCCGGGUGCGGGCCAUGCGGGCGGCCCGUUCUCUGGGCGAGCGCACAGUCACCGAGCUCAUCCUGCAGCACCAGAACCCCCAGCAGCUCUCCUCCAACUUGUGGGCUGCUGUAAGGGCCAGAGGCUGUCAGUUUUUGGGCCCAGCAAUGCAGGAGGAGGCUCUAAAGCUGGUGCUUCUAGCUCUGGAGGAUGGGUCGGCUCUAUCAAGAAAGGUUCUGGUUCUCUUUGUGGUGCAGCGUCUGGAGCCCAGGUUCCCACAGGCCUCGAAAACCAGUAUUGGACAUGUGGUGCAGCUCCUUUACCGCGCCUCCUGCUUUAAGGUGACCAAGCGAGAUGAGGACUCUUCACUGAUGCAGCUGAAAGAAGAGUUCCGCACGUACGAGGCUCUGCGGAGGGAGCAUGACUCCCAGAUAGUACAGAUCGCCAUGGAAGGAGGCCUGCGCAUCGCCCCUGACCAGUGGUCCUCCCUUCUCUACGGAGAUCAGUCCCACAAGUCCCACAUGCAGUCCAUAAUAGAUAAGUUGCAGACACCUGCGUCAUUCGCUCAGAGUGUGCAGGAACUGACUAUAGCACUGCAGAGAACGGGCGAUCCUGCCAACCUGAACCGCCUGAGACCUCACCUGGAGCUGCUGGCCAACAUUGACCCCAGUCCAGAUGCCCCCCCUCCCACAUGGGAGCAGCUGGAGAAGGGUCUGGUGGCAGUGAAGACAGUGGUGCACGGCCUGGUGGACUUCAUCCAGAACCACAGCAAGAAGGGGGCCGACCAGCAGCAGCCUCCCCAGCACAGCAAGUACAAGACCUACAUGUGCCGCGAUAUGAAACAGAAAGGGGGCUGCCCCCGAGGGGCCAGCUGCACCUUCGCCCACUCGCAGGAGGAGCUGGAGAAAUAUCGGAAGAUGAACAAGCGCUUGGCUCCAAGGCUGCCUUGUCCUCCAGGUUUGCUGCCAGAAGAAGUGGUCGCUCUGGAGGGUGUGACCCGCAAGCCCUCCCCCCUCACCAACGGCAUUGGCGCCCCUUGCCCCGGCACACCAGUGCCACAGCUUUUGGGUCGUGGACCUGAACCGUCUCCUUAUGAGCUCAUGCGCAAGCCCAAGCUUGAUCACGGCAGCAUGAGUGCUCCUGGCUCGCCUCCUGACAGUUUGGAUAAAGCUGGCCUGCCCCUGCCACCACACGCCAUAGCCCACCCCAGGGCUGAGCACCUGCCCCUGCCCAAACAGCUCGCCAGUGUGCCCCGUGGUGCACCACCCGUGUAUCCUCAACAACAGCCUGAACUUUUCUACCCUGAAGCUCGGGCACCUUCUGGAUCUCAGUAUGACACACCGUACUCUGCUGGUAACCCCUACCCCUACCAGCCUUCUCAAUACGUACCACCCCGUUACAUCCGUAACCCCCCACCACCAGGGGAGUCUGCUGUGGCCCCGUAUCAGGACCCUUACCCUGGAUACGGCCCCGAGCGCCAGUAUCCAGGCCCACCCUCAGGCCCUCCUUUCUCCGCCGUGAACCCCCACCCUUACCCUCUACCGUCUCACUACGACAGCCGCCGGCACGGCCCGUACGCCGGCCCCCCACCACCCCCACAAUCCUUUGCACCUCCACGAGACGAGCUGGUCCGUAUGAGCCCCGUGCCCCUGGACGUCCCUCCUGCUGCGAUGCCGCCCCCCACGGCGGGCACAGCCGGCUCCCUGUAUCAUCCUGACUCAUCUUCACGGGAGAGGUAUCCACCUGAGGGCUACUACCCACCCGCGCCUCAUCCCGGCCAGAUGAGGUCCCAUGUCAGGGAUCCAUAUAGCCGCUCCCAGCCCAGCCUGGACUACCUGCACCGCAGGCGUAAGGAGCUGCUAAACCAGCUGGAGGAGAGAAAAGUUAUUUCACCUCCUCCCUUCGCUGCCUCGCCCACCCUGCCCUGUCAUGCCUUCCCCAACGACUAUCCCCAAGAGUACAUUGAGGACGGCUCCAAAGCCUUUGGAACCCGGGAACCAGACUACGCCGGACAGUACUCUCCAUGGUCAUGUGACACUAUCGGAUCAUACAUCGGCUCCAAAGACCCGAAACCGAAAGAUGCCAUGUCGGCUGGUGCUGUGGAGAUGAUGAAUAUGGAGGGAAAGAGUCUGCGGGAACCACCUCUGGAUGCCCAGCGCCGUUCUGCAGAAGCCAAAGACGACGACCCCAUAAUUCCUUUUGGCCCCCUGCCCACAGUGUCGCCCUUCGGGGCCAUUUCUCGCACCUCCAAAACCGGAUACCAGACCACCGGCCCAGUGCAGGCCAUGGCCUCUUCUCAGGGCUCUGGCUCCAAACACUUAACAAUGGCAGCUGAGUACUCCUAUGGUAACCACGGAGGCUGGGGCAGUGUGUCGUACCCACAGCACCAGAGUAUGGCCUCUCCAGGACACUUCAGUGAACGUCUGCCCGUGCCGGCUCCUGAUCGAGAGCAGCUAAAGAUCGAGCUCCAGCAGGUCAACCAACAGAUCAGUCAGCAGACGCAGAUCCGUGGCAUGGAGGCUGCCAGUAACUCCAUGCUUCUGCAGAGGGAGGCCAGCGCUCUGGCUGCUCAGCCUCCUGCUGCUAAAUGGGCUUCAGGGGCUGCAGUUUCCAGCGAACAGCUCAGUCUAGAGCUCCACCACGUGGAGCGGGAGAUUGGCAAGAGGACCCGUGAAAUCGCCAUGGAGAACCAAGUUGUGCACGAAGUCCAGUACAAACUGAAAGCCACUGAAAAUGGGCAGCCUGACCAUAAAGCCCAACUGGAGGAACUCUCCUUAGCACUGGGUGAUGUCUCGAACGGAUCCAGCAGCAUGGUGCCGGUCAGCAGCGUGGGGGGAUCUAUGCUCUCUCUGACCAGUAAAACAUCUUCACUCACCCUCUGCUCUGGAGAUCAAGCGGCGAGUGGCUCGGAGCUUCAGAAGAACGGUGUCGUUCACUCUUGCUCUUAAGAGUAGACACACACACACACACACACACACACAUGUAUACACACACAUUCAGUUGAGAUUCAGUUCUAAUUAUCGAUCAGUUGUGGAAAGAGUUACUAUGUGUUUCCACUGAUUUUUUUAAGAGAUUUUCAAGCUCUGAGAUUAAAUUUCUGGAUUAAACACACACUGACUGUCUAUCACACACACACACACAUUUGCAUGCUGUUACAUGCAUGCACAGACACAAAUUUCUUUGUUUUAUCUAGAAAAAUGAGCAGUAUCUGCCGUGAUAUGAAUUUUCUUUCUUUUUGUUCUGUGAAUGAGCUUUUCGUUUUAAACGACAUCUCAUCGCCUGGAAACCAGGGCAUCUGAUUAACAUUUUUUUCUUUCUUUUUCCCCCCUUUUCCUUUAUUCCCUUGGUGUACGUAUUUGAAAUACCAACAGUAAACCCAGAGCAAGCAUGAAGGAUAAAACCAACAUGGCAUUCGGCACAACAAUAGGAAAAGAGAAACGACGUCAGUUCUGUAGCAUCCGGGCCCUUUCUGUCUUUCAGGCGGGAGGCGGCGUAGCUUUUAGUUGUAGGGCAUGAGAAGCCUUAUGCAGUUGGUCUGUGUUAAAACGCUUCCCUCCCUCCCCAAAAUAAAAAAUACAUACAUCUGUGCAGCCCUGAAUAUGAUCCGACUGAUCAGGCACAAAGUAGCAUGGAGAGCCUUUUUAAUCAGUCCAUUUUUGUAUGGAGCAUUAACUCUGCAGGUUUCCCAACAAGGUACAGCGCAAGCGUGGCCGUGCAUCUUUAACGCGAGACGAAACGAGAUCCGAGCUCCGAGCUCUGCUGGAACACGGGGGUUGAAGUUAAACAAUCAGUUGUAAGAUUUCUUUUUUUUUUUUUUUCUUCAUUCCGUAAUUUAUGGUUUGGCUACAGAACUGUUUGGAAUUUGUAAGUCCGUGGAAACACGUGCGUCUAAAGCGUUCUGUUUUAUAGAACGAAACAAACGUCUAAAAGAAAACGAGCACUUUUUCCGUGUUUUUCUAUGAGUGUGUGCUUUUAUUAUUAUUAUUAUUAUUAUUACUAUUAUUAAAGGAAGAAUGACACAAAUUCCCGUGUUCCCAGAGUUGGAGUUCGGUGAUUUUUAGCGUUCGUUUGUUUUUGUUGGUUCGUUCGUUUUCACCACUUCCGUUUCACGCGAUCGCAGCCUAUUCUGGAAAUUCUCAUCAAUUCUCCCUGACUUCUGUGAAGUUGCUUAUUUGGGUUCCCUGGUCACGUCUGCAUAUUCAGGUCAGCCGCUGUACAGAAAACCUUAGUAGGAGAUUGUCGUUUCAACAACAGCAGACCUAGAAUGGCACGAUGUAAAUGGAUGGAUAAAUAGAUGGAUGGGUUGAGAUGGAAUUUCAGAUACACUGGAGAUAACUUCCCAGAACUGAUCACCACGAAGUUUACCAGACAGGUGUUGUUUAGAUUAAACAAGAUCACCUAAUCAGCCUCGUUGGAAAUUGAUUAGGCUUGUAAAAAAGCUCUUUAUAGCCUCACACGAGUUUUGAUUAUUAUUUUCUAUAUUUUCUCCUUUUAAAUUGACUCUUUAUGGAGACAUGUAUUUAGCUUAUACCUGUAUCACCUCGCUUUGACCUAAUGUGUGUUUUUGCACAUAAAUAUAUAAUAUUCACCGACUAUUUAAAAACAUGCAUACAUAAAGGAUGCCCCAGGAAAAAAAAAAAAAAAAAAACUAAAAAGGAAAGAUCAAGAAGUGGACAAGCUCUGCAGUCUUCCUAUAGUGAUGACAUUCUUCACGUGUGAGAUUUUGUUCUAGUCUCUUGAGACCGACUAUGAUAUUAAGCUCCAAUUUUGGGUGCAACCUCUUAAUGUGUAAACUUUUUUUUUUUUUUUGGUCUUUUUUUUUGGUCUUUUUUUUUGUGCUAUAGCUGUUAAGAUGUUGAUUUCUAAUAUGAUGAUGACUUGUGGUCAUGGUCUGUUUCUUCUCCUUUUCUUCUUCUUUGUUUGUUCUCGAAGAGCACGCAGCCUUUCCCUGCAGUUGUUAUAAUUGUGGAGAUUGAACUCGAGCUUACAGUUCAAAUACAUGCAGAUAUAAAGCUGUCCUCCUUCACAAGGUUUUGAAGAUCUGUCCUCUUUUAAUGCUCAAUAUUACCUCCAUCCUCUGUUUAAUUGGAAAAUCGGAUUCUAAAAAUAUAAAAGCUUUAUUCCUGAUAUUGCAGACUGCUUUCAACCGGGUAGUCUUCUUGUAUUUGUAGCACAUUAUUACAGUGUGUGGAGUUUCGGGUGAAGGUUCUACCUGAAAGUAUCACGGUCGUUUACCAGUCGCCUGCUUUGCUUUCAUUGUCUACACGUCACCAUUGUCUGAAUAGGUAAUGCCAAUAUACACAAAUGACCCAAAACAUUAUGACCUCAUGCUGUUGGUCCACCUUGUGCUGCAUAAUGACUUACUCAUAGUAGGGCUGCAACUAAUGAUUACUUUGUAAAACAACAAUUAUUCCUGCCAUGUCCUCCAUCUCUAAAAAUGAUAGAAACAGCUGAACAUGUCUUAAACAUGUCUUAAAUCUGGAAAGUACUGAUAUUUAGUGAGUAAAUAUAUGUAAUCUGUUGUGUUUGGGCACUUUUGGAGACACAAGUUGAGUGUAAACUGUGUGAGUGAGCCAUUUACCCAUCUCCCAUUGUGCUUCUGUUCCUAUCACUUUGUGUAAUAUGGUAUUGUUACAUAUUAACGAUUAAUCAACAAAUUUAAAUAAUCAACAUUCUCGGACGUAACAUGGGCAUUCUAGACCGUUCUGCUCCUAUACACAGCACAUUCGCUUUCAUAAUUAUUAUUAUUAUGAGUUUAUGUGACCUGUGGGACAAUAGCUGUUAUUUAGGUUUGGCUUCAAUGAGGCAUGGGCACUCAGAACACACUCAAUGCUUUUUAAUUGGUCAUGCCAUGAAUCGGCUCCUGCAGAUCCUACCCUUUUCUGACCAUAAGCCCCCUCAAACCUUGUUUGUCGGUGCCGAAUUUAGCACCCCCACUAGGAAGAGCACCCCCUCUCUGAAGUGCGCAUGUACGUCUUCUUGGCUUUAACUUUAACUUAGAAAAUGGAAAUACCCAAGAUACUGUUCUAAGCUAUGCUAACUUCUAAGAAAUAAUAAUAAAAAGGUCAUGUUACAUGCAGCCUCUCCCGUGAGGAAGUGCUUUUCCAGGUGGGGGUGCUGAAUUCGGCACCAUAGUAGUGACGAAAUCUGCACCCCCUCCAUGAAAAGCACCCCCUCUCGGCAGCGGGUACGCACUGUCUUUUUGAUAAAAGCGAUUUUCUUUCUAACUUUACUUAGAAAUACGCGCAGAGAGGGGGUGCUUUUCCUAGCUGGGGUGCUGAAUUUGGCACAACACCGGUCCUAAAGUCUGGUCGUACCGAUUUAUUCUGCCAGUUUCCUGAUAAGUUUUCCCUCUUUAACCAAAUUAAAUAUAAAAAUUUGAGCUAGAUCCAAAACAUGCUCAACACAAAGAUGCAAAUGUGCAUGCCGCCGCUCUGCCAAUGCUGCCAACGAUGCCAACACCAGUCUACGUACGUAGCUUUAAAACACUUUCAUUUUCCAACGUAAUAUCCCAGACUCUCCCGUACACCAGAUAUACAAAACAUUCAACAGUAUUGUCUUCAUCUGUAGGUGCUCAUAAUGUUUUGGGUCAUCUGUGUAUAAUAUUAAUCUAUUCAAUUUAAGUUAAAAAGCAAAGCCAGAAUAAGGAGCAAGUUGGAGGUAGAAACCCCUAGAAGAAGGAACAUAUAAAAACUGACUACUUGAGGAGCUGAUCAACUUGUGUAGUUUAACUUCUGCUAAACAUUUUUCAACCCUCCAGCUCUAUAAAGCAAAGGAAUAUAAAGCUAGUAUCUAAAAAAGCUAAGCUAAUCUAACCUGCAGGACUGUUUUUUUAAUAACUGCAGUCAUGGUAAGGUCUUUUUUCAGCUGCUUGCAUAUUUGAAACCACUGGUCUGGUUGCUUCGGUCGUCGCUAGCUUUCGGUUGCUUUUGCUUUGCUGCGCUUCUCCACAAGGCGACUAGCGAUUUUAUUUUUUAUUUUUUUCCCUCAUUUUAUUAAUUUUUUUUCUCCUUGCUGCAAUGCUAAUUGCAGAUAAACACGGUUACUACUAUCCUGAGCAUGCCUAUUGAUGGCGGUUAGCAGGUGUGAGGAAUUUUUCCUGUUUUUUUUUUUUCUUCUUCUUCUUCAUUCUUUUGCAUGCAGCGCCCCCUAGACUGUGCUACAGUCACCGUUUUCAAAGAGGCGCACUGCUAGGAUGCUCGUUUUAUUUUUUAAUCUCUUCUGGAUUAUAUGGGAAUGUGCUAUAUGUAUUUAAUAAUAUGUCAGCCAGCGAAUUGGCACUUGCUUGGGUGCCCUUUUUGUUUCCUCCCUAUUUUCCCCCCUCUAUCUCUCUCUCUUUUUUCUUAUUUUUUUUUUUUAUAUAAUAUUCAGUGAUCUCACUGAAUUGCUUGGGUUUUCUUUUUUUGUUUGUUUGGUGUUUUACAAAUGAAAUCAUGUUGACCAUCCACAUAUAGCCACUUAAGAGGCAUAUGGACUCGGUAAGACUCAUUUACACCUUAAAAAAAAAAACGAAAAAGGAAAAAAAAAAAAAAAAGAAGAGCUUUGUGCAUGUGUUAUUUCUCUAUCCCCCAACAGAGAAGUCACAGCGUAAUGUGAUUUUCUUUGAGAAUGGGUCUGUUCCUAAUGGAUGAUAUUCAUUUCUCUAUCUGGAUUGUGUCUGUUUUGAGCGGACCUGUAGCAUUCAUUUAAAUGAAAGGCGAAAUUAACUCAUUUUGAACCUUAACACUGUUAUGGCUGUGUCUAUAUAUAUUUUUCCUUUUUAUUCCUAACUUUUUUGGGAAAUGUAAUGGCUUUUUUAUGAUUACUUCCAAGUUGUCUUGUAAAAAAAAUCUCUUAAAUUAAGGUACAGGCUUGAUUUCAACAAGGAAAGGUUUUAUAUAUAAAUAUAGAUUAUACUCCAUUAAGGAAUGUUUAGAACCAUCUUACUCCAAUGUGGAUGUAGCCAUUAUUACGCCAUUUUAUGACUUUGUAAAACAAUUCACUGUGUGAAAAUUGGUUUGCAUUAUUUGUAUAAUACAAUCUGCUUUUUUGUUUGUUCGAGAGGUGAAACUGGAAGACGAGGAAAAAAAACAACCUGUGAUAUUAAAGAAAAAUGUAACUUGUGUACAACAGUGAUUCUGAAUGAGAGGGAUGGAUUAAAUAUUGACACUUAA